AUGGAGGGCAAACAAUUAAGAAAAGAAAGAAAACCUGAAAACAAACCAGAAAAACGCCUCUCCUUUUUUUCGCCACAACAGCCAGGAAAUAAAACAAACCUGGAAGAAUCUCUCCAGACAAAUAACACCACAGAGGUAGACAUCAACAAAGGUCACUUGGAGGAUAGCCAGGAAACAGGCGAGGGAAGGAAGGAAUACGACCACCUGCUUAAACACUUGGAUAGUCAAUUUGAUAGGCUUAGGGAGGAGAUGCAAAACAGUACCAAGGAUAUCAAGAAAGAGUUAGCUAUCCUCUAUAAACAGAUUCAUGGAACAGAGGAAAAAAUAGACGCACUGGAACACAGGGAAAGAACCCUCAGAGAGGAAUAUCUUGCAAUGAAAAGAAAAAUUAUAGAAAUGGAGAACAAGCUGAUAGAUGCUCAAGACAGAGCAAGGAGCCAGAAUUAG
This is a messenger RNA of Pelobates cultripes (western spadefoot toad), 447 nucleotides long. The record is from the annotation of a GenBank genome assembly. Lineage: Eukaryota; Metazoa; Chordata; Amphibia; Anura; Pelobatidae.